GCCUCUGGGGCUGACGGCGUGGCUGCCGCCGCCAAGCGCCGCGGGAGCGACGGCAGGCACGGCGAGUGGUUCGACCCCGAGGCCGUGGGUCGGGGGCGUGAGCCCGCGAGGGCCACGUUCUUCGCGUUCGAGUCGCGGGGCCUGGCGCUGUCGGGGGCGGCCCCCAGCGACUCCGCGCGCUUCGCGGGCCUCGGCGGCAGGUGGCGCUUCGUCUGGGCCAGCAGCCUGGCCGGGCUGCCGCCCGGCGCCCACCGCCCCGACUUCGACGACAGCGCCUGGGGCUACAUGCCGGUGCCAGGGAACUGGGAGCUGAACGGAAAGGGGUUCGCCAUCUACGUGAACGUGCAGUACCCGUUCGACCCAACCCUCCGCUCAUCGUCUACCAGGGAAAAGACAAGGACUACAAUCCCGCGGGGGUGUACCGCCACUCUUUCGAGGCCCCAGAAUCUUGGCUCCAGAGUGGCUACGAGAUCUUUCUGCACAUCGGGGCGGUGA
Prorocentrum cordatum is the source of this 495-nucleotide messenger RNA. The record is from the annotation of a GenBank genome assembly. NCBI's taxonomy places the organism in Eukaryota, Dinophyceae, Prorocentrales, Prorocentraceae.